Molecule: messenger RNA, 5220 nt
Organism: Notodromas monacha
Lineage: Eukaryota; Metazoa; Arthropoda; Ostracoda; Podocopida; Cyprididae
Source: the annotation of a GenBank genome assembly
AUGACUCAGCCACAAUGGAACUCGCAAUUGAUGCCAGCAUCCAUGCCAAAACAGAAUUUUUCGGAAACCAGUUUCACUUGCCAGAAUCCUACCAAAAUUCAAUAUCAUACCCACGUGAAUGGGGUUUCAGUUGUGAAUGAAACGGAAGGAAGUUUUUCAAAACCUCGCCACGAAAAAACACCUGCGAUCUCUGAGUCAAAUUGUAUUCUGAGCGAAAAUCUGAACGCACCUGAUGGAGAAAAUGUCAAAUUUGCUUAUCGAACGGAAUUAUCGUCCGCGUCCCCUUUGGAUAGUUUUGCACCUCAUGGAGCGUAUAGUCCGUAUGCGAAAACUGUGAACAAUGAUCUCCACUUACUGCCGUAUUCUGCACCACAAGCUCAGUACGGUCUUCCAAAUGACGUCGCCAACAUGUUUAUGGAUCCUACAAAACCUGAAGCCGAAAGAUUCCCCGAAAUGCCACCACUGCUUGAGAAGCCGAAUCGAAUCGAUCGACUCAAAAACCGUGCGUCGAAACCUAAAAAGAUCAGUGCCAAAGCUGGUUCAAGAAAGCCGGUUCUUUAUUCCCGUCGCAAUCGCAUAUUGCAGGAAAAGAUAUUUAAGAUGAAACUAAGCAAGCAGCGGUUAACUACGAAAUUGAUAAAUGUUGCGAAGCGUUUUGCUCGACCCAUCAAACGUGACAUACCGAAACCCACUGGCAUAGCUUCUAGGAAAGUUGAGGAAAAGCCCAAGUUUUCUUUGGAAGAGAUGCUGGCAAUGGGAGACGAGGAAUACGGUGCAGCCCGUCACCAACUUGAUGGAUUCAAUUUGCCGCAUCCUUCUCCUCCUGUUUGUGACUGCUCUGAAGGACAAGAAUGCGGCCCCUUUUAUGCUCAACUUGGGCAUAGUUCAUCCGUAGAAGACAUCCGAAAUCAAUUCGAAACGAGAUUGAGUUUAAGUGGAGAUCAACUAAGGAUUGAGCAACUGGUCUGGAAGCAAGUUCGAUCAGAUAAUCACUACGGCUGUCCGAUCGCCAAAGAGGUUCUGCAAUCGGGUGGUGAAGAAGUUCUCAUCACUGUAAAAAACCGGCCCAACCACAAGUGCCAGUAUUCUUGGAUUGUUGUGUCGAUUACUGUUUGGAAGGGCAUUCCGCGAGAAGUUUCUGAUGGCCUUUACGAUUAUUUGAAGGAUUCUUGUCACAAAGUUGGUCGAAGUGUCUUGAGACAAUCCGGCCUGAAUGACACCAAGUCUUGCAUGUGCCAGGGGUCAGGGGAGACAGAAGCUAUGUCUAUGACCGUGGGCUGUUCCUACAGCAUGUUCUCCAACACGUGCAAAUUUGCGAGAACUUUGCAUCCCGAAAAGAUGAAGAUCCUCGAUCCGUCAAAAAAAGAAGAAAUUCAUCAUCUGGGAAGCACUAUGACUGCAGCUGCCGUGAUCACCAGUCGGGUUUUUGAGAAGAUAGCGCCGAUUGCAUUUAGAAAUAUGACUUUUAUGGACUCGGAAGAAAAUUUCUGCAGAUUGGGGGAGUUUUCCGAAGGACCGCGGCCGUUUGCAGCCGCCACGGCAUGUGUUGAUUUUUGCACGCAUUCUCAUCGCGAUCGUGGAAACAUGCACGGAGGCGCUACUGUGGUUGUGUCGUUGUUGAAAAAUAGUGGGAUCGACCCGGCUGAUGAGCAGCUUCAUACGCUUCCGUUUUAUGGAUUAGCGGGUUGCGAUUCUGAAACGAAUCAGAGGCCUGGAAUCGAAAUCCUCAAUCGAUUUCCAACUGCCACGAAAGUGCGACGAUUCCGAGCCGCGAAUUCGAAGGAGCUUCAAGCUGAGCACGAUCGAAAACUCUUUUCUAGGAGAAAGAGGAACCUCUGUGCAUCAGUGCCUUUGAAUGUUACUCCUGAAAGUGACUGUCACAUUCCAAAAACUGAAGAAAUCUUUCAUUCAGAGCCGAAGAAAUCGGCUUCCUCGUUGCCGUCGUUCAUGCACGUGAUGGAAUCAAAGUCAGGUCAUAUGAUAAAUCCACCUGAGAAAUCCGUUUCUCAUCUAAAUCCCGACGCAAUGGCAGACUACACUGAUGGUCCUCGGAUGCAUUUAGAAAAUUUUGUGCCAGAAAGUGAUUUUAACUAUGCCGCAGACGUCUCCAAGGAACUUUUAGCGCGUCAAUAUUGCGUUCGGAAUCUGUUCGGCACGAUUUCGCAUCCGAAUGAGUCAGUGUUUCCUGAAAAAGAAUCCUUGAUACCUUGCGAAGGCAUUGCCCAGGUAUCUAACCCUGACACCCAACGGCCUUCGAGUCCUGUCAACAAAUCAGAAACGGUUGAUGAGUUCCAGACACCCGAGUGGAAACGUGCUGAGAAUGACGUCGAAUUCCAAAUCGAUGAUAGUGCCAACGAAGAUAUCCUGGCUCUUCCGCAUGUUGGUGGAGUCGCCUUUAGGCUCCCUCACGGCUCUGUGCACAUCGAAGUGGCAAAGAUGGAGACCCACGCGACCACUGCCUUGAAGCACCCGAAUUCUCGUGAUCCGACGAGAAUAAGCCUUGUUUUCUACCAGCACCAUACCCUCAGUUACAAGCAUCACGGCCAUGACGAAAUGAUUGCGUUUCGCGCGAAAUCGGCAGAAGCGAAAAGGUUGAAGGAAGAACGCGCAAGGAAGCUUGCUGAGUCAUCCAAAGGCAAUGAGGAUCAGGAAGCGAUGGCUAACAAUUUGUCUUUCGUAAAGCAAGCCCCUCUUUCUCCUAAGUACGGUGAAACCAAUGGCUUGGUCAGUUCCGAUUCGACGACGAUGAAGCAGCAUUUUUCAUCCGGGAAACCAGACCCAGUUCCAGCAAAUCAUGCAUUUUCUUCCGUGAAGCAAAGCUCUGGGCUUCCGAAGAGUGGUGAAGAAAUUAUUAUACCACCCUGCAGUCCGAGCAGUUCCAAUUCAACGACAAUGGAUCCUGAUUUGUCCACUGGGAAGCAAGGCCUGAUGCUUUCGGAGUGCUGUGAGAAAGUUGUGGUACCACCCUGUGGUUCUGGCAGUUUCACUUCGCAAGACAGGAACCACGGAUUUCCCCCAUGUAAACAAGACACAUUUUCAGGAACGAUGGAUCAUAAUGUUCAUGCCUUGAAACGGGACCCGGUGCCUCCGAAAAUUUGUGAAAAUAUUGUGGUACCAUCAUGUGGUUCUGGCAGUUUCAACUCGAAAGACAAGAGCCAUCAUAUUUCCACAGGGAAACGAGACACACAUUCAGCAACGACAGUUCAUAGUGCUCAUGCCGCGAAACGGGAUUCUAUGCCUCCAAAGAGUGGUACAAGUACUGUGGUACCACCUCGUGGUUUUGGCAAUUUUACUUCGACAGACAGGAACCACUAUUUUCCGCCUGGGAAACAUGACACUUUUUCAGCAACGAUGGAGCAUAUUGUUCAUGCCGCGAAACGGGAUCCCGUGCCUCCGAAGAUCGGUCAAAAUAUUGUGGUACCACCCUGUGGUUCUGGCAGUUUCAAUUCGAAAGACAGGAGCUUUCAUUGUUCCACCGGCGAACAGGGUUUACUUUCAGCAAUGAUAGUUCAUGCCGCGAAUCGGAACCCGAUGCCUCCGAAAAUUGGUGAACGUAUUGUGGUACCACCCUGUAGUUCUGGCAACAAUUCGAAAUACUGGAGCCGUAAUUUUUCGUCUGGGAAACAAGACUCCUUUUCAGCGACGAUGAAUCAUAAUUUUCAUGCCAUGAAACGAGACCCUAUGCCUCCGAGAAGCGGCGAACAUGUUGUGGUGCCACCUUGUGGUUUUGGCAACGUCAAACCGAAUAUGAUGAAUCAUAAUUUGUCAGCGGGAAAGCGAUGCGCAGUUCAGUCGACGACAUAUCAGAACAACUUUUUCGUGAAGCAGGACCGAUUACUUUCGGAAACCUGUGAAAAAGUCGUGCCACCAUGUUUCAAUCGGGAAACCUGGAAACCCCGCGAUUCCGCACUUGAUGAAGACCAAUUUAGGACGACAACGGAUCGUAAUGUACACGUCGUGAAGCGGGACUUUUUGCCUCUUCGAAGUGGUGAUGAUGUUGUGGUACCACCAUUGAAUCCAGUCGGUGUCCAUCAUACUGCGAUGAGUCAUAAUUUUUCCACCUUCAAACGAAGCUCAACACCUCCGAAAAGUGGUGAGAAUAUUGUGGUUCCGCGUGGUUGUUCUACGAGUGAACGAGGUCCGAACAAUCCGAAGUUUGCUGACAAUUUCAAGUUACCAUCGUGUAUUUCUGUCCAACCGGCACCCAGGAGUCGAAAUUUUUCUGCCAAAAAACGUCUCGAAGUACCAAAGAGGUUUGAUAAUAAUAUUCACGCCAUGAAUCAAGGCUCUUCACAUCCUGAGUGUGCUGAAAAUGUGGUGGCAGCACCUGGCGAUUCCCACAGUUUCAGUCGUGACCGGAUGACUCUUAGUUUUUCCCCCGGAGAAUUCGACAGAAUUCCUGCGACGAUGAAUCAUGAUUCUUCCGCUUCAAAUCAAGACUCCGUGCUUUUAAAGCGCGGUAAAACUUCUUUGGUAGCCCACCCUGGUUCGGGUGAUUUCAGUCGUUCAAUGACGAAUCAAAAUUUCUACCCCGGGAAGCAAGAGCCUGUUCCUUGGAAGUGCAGCGAAAAUGUGUUGGUGAUACCCUGUAGUUCGGAUAAUUCCAAUGCGGCGAGUAUGAAUCAUACACUCUCUACAGUGAAACGAGACCCCGUAUCUCCGAGGUGCCAUGAUAAUUUUGCCGCGAAACCCUGUAAUUCGGGAAAGAUCUACCACGAUGUAUCUACUUUGACCGAGGAAGCAGUGUUUCCAGAGAGCAAGGAAGAUGUGGCGAUGCCAAGUAGUUCAGGGAUUUUCAAUGCUGCGAACGUCGGUCAUAGUUCAAAUUCUAUGAAGCAGGAGAUCCGUGGAAGUAUUGUGAUAACACCCUCUUUUUCUGGAGACAACCAUUUUUACUCGUCGGAGAUUGAUGAUUUUCCUAUAGUGAAUCAAAGUUAUGUACCUGUGGUAUGCGGUGAAAAUUAUGCCAGAACGCCAAAUAGUUCGGAACUCGAAGAUGCGCCGAAGAUCUAUCAUAAUUUAUCUAACGCGAAACAAGGCGUUCUGUCUGUAAUAGAGUGCGUUGAAAAUGACGUGAGAGCACCGUGUAGUUCGGGAGGAAACCAGUCCUAUUCCUUGCCGACGAAUCAUUAUUUUUCUCGCGUGCUGCAGGACCCAGUGACUCUGGAGAGCAUUGACUGUUUUCAGGCGACACCGUGUGGUUUGAUUGGUACCGAAUGA